GGUGGCAGCGUCGUUGAUACAAUUCUGACCGGCCUGUAAACAACAAACAAAGCAAAUUUCUGUUAGUUGCUGCGCACUUUGUGUCCAAUUAAACGCAGAAAAAAAUAAGAAAAACUAUUGAAAAUGGACAACGAAGCAACAGGCUCAGCUAUACAGCCCGGUGGAUCGCAAGUCCACAACCAUGACACUGACGAACUGCUCGAUCCUGUACUGUUUUCCAAUGACAAUGGUUCAUAUAAGCUGAAAACUGUGCCUGCAUUUAGCAUACAUUUGCUUAUCUCGACGGUCAUUUCGUUUGUGGGCAUUGGCCUGGCGGCCCUGUUUCCAGAGGAUCGCCGCUGUGAGGCCUAUUUUAUAAUGCUCUACUUGCGUGCCACAUUUUGGGUGAUUACGUUUAUUUUCGAUCAUUUCGUGAAGAAACAACAUGACAAUCUCCGAAUGAAUGGCUAUCAUGACUUUCAUCGCGAAACGAACAUGCAGAAGGGCGUUCCACUCCAAAUUGUUUCACUGUGGAACUCCAUGCUAUUGGGAGUACAGGCUCUCAUCCAUCACUAUUAUGGUGAUGACUUCUCGAAGCAUUGCAAUGCCGGCUGGUUAUCGCCAAUUACCUAUGUUACCACCUUCAAUAUUGCUGAGAAUUUGGUGCUCGCUGCCACCCAUGGCUGCUAUAUAAAUAAGGUGCUCAAGUUUAAUAAGGCUAAGUUGUCACCAGAUGUAUUACGUGGCGCAGAUCGUGCCGGUGGCUCACUGGGUCUCAUGCAACCUGGUGGAGAUACCGCUGAGUUGCUAGAGAAGCAAGCGGACUUGAUCAAUUAUCUGCGGGAUCACACUCACAAGCUCAACCAGAAGCUGCAUCAAAUGCAGACAAAUGUGCGUCCAUUGCACGUACGUCAAAUUCCUUAAGAAACAAUUGAGAAAAAUGACAGGCAAUACGUAUUUCUCUUGUACCCGCAUCUACAAAACAAAAAA
Drosophila innubila is the source of this 969-nucleotide messenger RNA. RefSeq names its product transmembrane protein 192. Bases 124 to 903 code for a protein of 259 amino acids. The transcript is spliced from 4 exons. NCBI's taxonomy places the organism in Eukaryota, Metazoa, Arthropoda, Insecta, Diptera, Drosophilidae. The record is from RefSeq and is a predicted model, not a curated record. Gene Ontology annotation, cellular component: lysosomal membrane; late endosome.